Molecule: messenger RNA, 1668 nt
Organism: Aspergillus calidoustus
Lineage: Eukaryota; Fungi; Ascomycota; Eurotiomycetes; Eurotiales; Aspergillaceae
Source: the annotation of a GenBank genome assembly
GCCGCCGCUCGGAUUUUCUGCAUUCGGGAUUUCCACAGCGUACCCUGGAUAAGGCCUGACAGAGUUUACGAUGGGGACCUUUAUAAGACUGAAGGGCCCUGGAAAGGGGUCCUGCUCGCAAAUUGUUCAUUUGAAUCGCUGUCCAUUUGUCUAGGGUUCGUGCACAGCUUGCCGACGCUGGUACCUUGCUUCGACCGUUCAGCAUGGUCAAGACUGUGGAAGCGUGGGUGUGGGUGGCCGUGGUCCUGGCUAUCACGGUGCUGCGCUAUGUCUCCCGGAUGUUGCAGUUGGGCGCUCUGCGAAACCUGCAGCUGGAAGACGUCGCAAUGGCAUUGACGGUGAUAAUGUACAUACUUUUAACCGUCUUCCUAAUCCAAGUCGACAAGCACGGCACAAACGGCGUCCCUCCGCACGAAAUCCCAAACCUCGAUCCAGCAACAUUCCCGGACCGCGUCGUCGGGAGUAAGUUGGUCGUUGCAGCUGAACAGUUCUGGCUGCUCGUCGUCUGGGGAUGUAAAUGGUGUUUGCUUUUACUCUACUCGACCAUGACCUCCGGCCUGUGGCAACACCGCUUCGUCAAGAUCAUCGGCGGCAUCUGCAUCUUCUCCUUCGUCCUCAUCGAAAUCCUCUUCUUCGCCGUCUGGUGCCGCCCCUUCUCCGCCUACUGGUCCGUCCCGCCGAAAUCCCAGCAGUGCUCCGUGUACACCAACCACGUCAUCAUAACCCUCGCAUUCAACAUCUCGACGGAUGUAAUGAUCAUGGCGAUUCCGCUACCGCUCCUAAUCCGCGCGAGAUUGUCGCUGUCGAAGAAGAUUACGCUGUGUGCUGUCUUUUCACUAGGCGCGUUCGUGAUACUGGCGAGUAUCUUGUCGAAAUAUUACUCCAUCUCGCAGCCCUACGGGAUGAAGUGGAUAGACUGGUACGUCCGCGAAGCCGCGACCGCAGUCAUCGUCGCGAACAUCCCGCAGACGUGGACGCUGUUCCGCCGGCUGUUCAACUGGAGUUCGUUCCUGCAUGCGUCGUCGUAUAACGCGCGCAGCCAGAAUAAGUACUCGCAUUCGGCGACGGGUCGUCUGCAUAGUGCAUCCAUGCACCUCUCGCGGUUUCGGCGCGGCGACCGCGACGGAGAGGGCGGGGGGAAGUCCGGGGUGAGGUCGCGGUCGGCGACGCUGGGGGAUCCGAUGGCCUCGGGCGAACAUUUUGUGCGGCAGCAGCCGCUGGAGAUCUGGGCGCAUCGCCAGUUUGAUGUUACGAAUGAGGUUGAUCAGACGAGGCGGAGCGGGAGUUUGAGUGGGAGCAGUGGGACUCUCGAGUUUGAUACGACGGGGGUGCAGGAGGGGCCGACCAAGACGGUUGUUACGGUCAAGGGGCAUGAGCAAUAAGUGCGGGGAUUGUCCUACAUGAGAUCCGAGGGCUUUGGAGGAGGAUUGCUUGGCUAUGUGCCUGAGAGAUGAUGAUUUGGAGUAAUAGACGUAUAGACUGGCUCGGCGUUUUGUAUACAUUGUUAGGGAAGGCGCAGAGGCGGCCAAUGUCCUCCAUUAGAACUCUGCUCCGCUUCAAGCUUCUUGUUCUGAGAUCAUAUUAUUACUUCCAUCGCCUAGUAUGAGUCGAGACUACAAAGCGGUUGCGAAUAACGCACGUCACACCACCAGGUAAGAAGAUACGGAC